AUGAGUCAUACAAAUAAUAAUAAUUCAAGUAAGAAAGAUAUUGAAACUCAAUUUGAAAAUUUUCAUCUUGAUGAAUUUUCAAAAUCAACUCCUUUAUCAUCAAAACCUUCAAGAAAUAACUCAACAUCUUCAACAAAUUCAGAUAAAUCUACAACAACAGCUCAACCACCUUUGGCAUCACCACCCAUAACAUCAGCAUCAACAACUAAUACCUCAACUGUUCAUACUCCUAUAAAUAGUGAUAUUCAAGCAAGAUUAAUGGCUUUUCAACAAAAACGUUCAAAACCAGCAUCUGAACCUUUGAACGUAUAUAAACCUAAUAAUACUUCAAAAUUAUCACCAGCUUUGCCUGAUUCCAAUCAACUAAAAGCUGGAGUUUUCAAUAGUGAUUCUCUAAUAGAAACAAUUCAUAAUCAUAAAUCAAUAAAUGGGAAAGAAUUGGAUAUAAGUCAAAAGGAAAUUACUUCUUCUACAAAUACAUCGAAUUUAUUUAGUAAUCCUAAUUCCCAUCCAUCAAUAGUUCCACCACAAUUAAAUUUACCAAAUAGAUAUCCAAUGUCAAAUAGAUUUGCUUCAAUUAAUGGAUCCAACCCCCAAUUAAAUCAACAAGGUCCAGGAUCUCCACAACAAAUAUCUCAAAAGAAACCUUCUUUAUCUCAAAGACGAGGUAUGAAAUUAAAUACAAAUGCAUUACCAUUAAAUUCAUCAUCGUCACCAAAAACUUCUGCAUUAUCAUCACCUUCAUUACAACAACCACCCCAAAAUACUACUGGCUCGUUAAGCUCAGCAAUAAAUUUUGAAUCAAGUGCAUUGAAAUCACCAGGAGAAGAUACUCCACAAUCAACAAAUCAAUUAUAUGCAAAUCAAAUAAAACCAAAAUUAGGUACUCCCAAUGAAUUAUCAAGAAGAUUAUCAGAAAGAAAGAAAAAACCAAAUUUAAAAUUAAAUUUUGAUUCUUCAAAUAGUAAUUUACCUUCAAGAAAUAAUAGUUUAAGUAAAAAUUCAACACCUGGUUCAAUAAAUUCUGAUCAUAGUUUUGAUAGUAGCAACAAUAAUAGUACAAUAGAUAGUUCAAAUUCUGAACCACAGCUACAAGGUUUAUUUGCAAAUUAUUCAAAAUAUAUCGAUAUAAAAUCUGGUCAAUUAAAUUUUGCAGGUAAAGCAUCAUUACAUUCAAAGGGAAUAGAUUUUUCAUCAGGUUCAUCAUUUAGAGUAUCAUUAGAAGAAUUUGAAUGUUUAGAUGAAUUAGGUAGAGGUAAUUAUGGAUCAGUUUCAAAAGUUUUACAUAAACCAACUGGAGUAUUAAUGGCAAUGAAAGAAGUUAGAUUAGAAUUAGAUGAAACUAAAUUUACUCAAAUUUUAAUGGAAUUAGAUAUUUUACAUAAAUGUGAUUCUCCAUAUAUAGUUGAUUUUUAUGGUGCAUUUUUUGUUGAAGGUGCUGUUUAUAUGUGUAUUGAAUAUAUGGAUGGUGGUUCAUUAGAUAAAAUAUUUGGUGAUAAUAUAGGUGUGAAGGAUGAAACUUCAUUAGCAUAUAUAACAGAAUCAGUUAUAAGAGGAUUAAAAGAAUUAAAAGAUAAUCAUAAUAUAAUUCAUAGAGAUGUUAAACCAACAAAUAUAUUAGUAAAUUCUCAAGGUAAAGUUAAAUUAUGUGAUUUUGGAGUUUCAGGAAAUUUAGUUGCCUCAUUAGCUAAAACAAAUAUUGGUUGUCAAUCAUAUAUGGCACCAGAAAGAAUAAAAAGUUUAAAACCAGAUGAUGCAACAUAUUCAGUUCAAUCAGAUAUUUGGUCAUUAGGUUUAACUAUAUUAGAAUUAGCUGUUGGACAUUAUCCUUAUCCUGCAGAAACUUAUGAUAAUAUUUUUUCACAAUUAAGUGCAAUAGUUGAUGGAGAACCUCCAAAAUUAGAUUCAACAAUUUAUUCAAAAGAAGCUCAAUUUUUUGUAAAAUCAUGUUUAAAUAAAAAUCCAGAUUUAAGACCUUCAUAUUCUGCUUUAUUACAAAAUCCUUGGUUAAUUAAUUCAAGAGGUAAAGAACAUCAUUUGGAUAAAAUGGUACAAGAAAGAAUUAAAGAAUUAAAUCAAGUAAAAGAUGGAUCUAGCACCACUAAAAAACCAAAUACUAAUGCUGCUGAUAUACCACAAAAUGCAAAUAAAAAUGAAAGUGUUAAUUCAUUAUUAAAAAAUAAAGUUAAAGCUCCUGCAUUACAUAGAGGAGGAUUACAAAAAUUAAAUAAAAAUUUUUUAAACAGUCGAUAA
This is a messenger RNA of Lodderomyces pseudojiufengensis, 2253 nucleotides long. It is a transcript of the gene PBS2, whose product is annotated as mitogen-activated protein kinase kinase. Gene Ontology annotation, molecular function: MAP kinase kinase activity; ATP binding. The record is from RefSeq and is a predicted model, not a curated record. The coding region runs from base 1 to 2253 and encodes 750 amino acids. NCBI's taxonomy places the organism in Eukaryota, Fungi, Ascomycota, Pichiomycetes, Serinales, Debaryomycetaceae. The transcript has a single exon. Gene Ontology annotation, biological process: protein phosphorylation; MAPK cascade; cellular hyperosmotic response.